AACAAAAAAAUAUACUGGACAUAACUUCCUGUUGGGUGGCGUUGCACAUGCAUAGGUAAACAACAUAUGGGUGUAAUUUAUAAAUAUAAACACGUAUAUAAACAAAUUUGGUUAAUUAAAAUCUCAAGAACGCACAACGAACAGAGUUGGAGUAUCCCUCAAAGAACAGCCAUUGAAAAAAUAGAAAAAAAAAAGGACACACCACUUGGAAAUCCACUCAGAAAAAAAGUAUUGUUGUGAUAAUAAUACCAGUAAUAAUAACAAUAUUUGGUUAUUUAAAUCUAAAACAUAACCUCUGUGUUGUUAAGUGUCAUACGUUGCAGAAUAAACAGUAUUAAUUCAAGAUGAUGCCUGGACGACUCCCAGUUUCAGAUAAUCCGCUGGGUUUGUCAUGGCACGACAGUGCAUGGAUACCCGUUUUAAAUCCAACAAAUAUAAUGGAUUACUUUUCAGAACGUAGUAAUCCAUUUUACGAUCGUACUUGUAAUAAUGAGAUCGUUAAAAUGCAACGGCUUAAUCCUGAACAACUUCAAAAUAUGACAGGAGUUGAAUACAUUUUACUUCAUGUACAAGAUCCGAUUUUAUAUGUAAUCCGUAAACAGCAUCGUUACUCACCAUCCCAAGUAACUCCUCUAGCAGACUACUAUAUAAUUGCUGGCACAGUAUAUCAAGCUCCAGAUUUAGCUUCUGUCAUCAAUUCUCGUUUACUAUCCACGAUUCAUCAUUUGCAAUCGGCGUUUGAAGAAGCCAGUUCUUAUUCAAAGUAUCAUCCUAGCAAAGGAUACUCCUGGGACUUUAAAAAUGGUAAACCUUUGUCAGCUAAGAAAGAAGCUCCUCUGCGAGAAGAACCCAGUUCGUUGUUCCAACGGCAAAGGGUCGAUAUGCUUCUUGCUGAAAUAACACGAAAAUUUCCACCACCUGUUCCUAAACCUGUACAAGCUCCCGCAGAACAACCCACUGUUGAAAUAAAACAAGAAAUUUUAACUUUAAAAGAAAUAAAGACUGAGAAGAGAGAUAUGAAACCACCGCCAGAAAGAAAACCACGAGUUAAUUAAUUAUUUUAAUAUUUUUAUCAAAUUAUAUUAAGUAUAUAUAUUUAAUAAAUUAAAAAAAAAAA
This is a messenger RNA of Microplitis mediator, 1117 nucleotides long. RefSeq names its product mediator of RNA polymerase II transcription subunit 6 (gene MED6). Gene Ontology annotation, cellular component: mediator complex; core mediator complex. The transcript is spliced from 4 exons. Lineage: Eukaryota; Metazoa; Arthropoda; Insecta; Hymenoptera; Braconidae. The coding region runs from base 345 to 1055 and encodes 236 amino acids. Gene Ontology annotation, molecular function: transcription coactivator activity. The record is from RefSeq and is a predicted model, not a curated record. Gene Ontology annotation, biological process: regulation of transcription by RNA polymerase II.